Oryza brachyantha (malo sina) is the source of this 1617-nucleotide messenger RNA. Its product is annotated as RGG repeats nuclear RNA binding protein A-like. The record is from RefSeq and is a predicted model, not a curated record. Gene Ontology annotation, cellular component: nucleus; cytoplasm. Lineage: Eukaryota; Viridiplantae; Streptophyta; Magnoliopsida; Poales; Poaceae. Bases 258 to 1409 code for a protein of 383 amino acids. The transcript has 6 exons. Gene Ontology annotation, molecular function: RNA binding.
AAAAGGAAGAGAGGGAGUGCGGCUAGGGUUUUAUUCCUUUCCUCACAACACACUCUCCCCGCUCCCGCGUCUCUAUCCUCUCGCCGCCGCCGCAGCUAGAGACCUUGUGUUCCUUCCCCUCGCAUCGAUCUCGGGUGGAGAGCCAUGGCGAUGCAGUCCGGCAGGCGAGCAUCGUAGCCAGAAGGGUCAGUUCCCCAACCCAGCAGGCGAGCUUUGUAGAGUGACCUUUGCCUCGCCGACGUCGGAGACGCUCCACCAUGGCGACCAUGAACCAGUUUGACAUCCUCGGGGGCGACGACAACGACGACCCCGCCCAGCUUCUGGCCAAGGCGGCUGUCGCGGCGCAGAAGGCUGAGGCGAAGAAACCGGCGGCGGCGGCGGCCGCCGGGAAGGGUGCGCAGCCGGCCGCGGCCAAGCUCCCCACCAAGCCGGCUCCCCCUUCACAGGCUGUGAGGGAGUCGAGGGAGGGAGGUGCACCCUCACGCGGAGGAUUUGGGCGAGGUGAACGUGGCCGCGGCAGAGGAGGCCGAGGCUAUGGUCAAAACCGAGACUUUGGCGGCGAAGAAAUGAAUGGCUUCCAGGGAGGAUAUGGUGGUGGCGGUGGAGGAUAUGGUGGUGGCGGUGGUGGAAGAGCCGGAGGUGAAGAAGGCGCUCAGGACAGAGAGAGGGCUCCUCGUCCACCCUACCAGGGAGGCCGACGAGGUGGUUUUAGGGACAGUGGAUAUGGUGAUGACUCUGAGAGGGUCCCUAGGAGGCCAUAUGAGCGCCAUAGCGGCACUGGACGUGGCUAUGAGAUGAAGCGUGAGGGUUCUGGGCGUGGGAACUGGGGAACCACCACCGAUGAAAUUCUUGCCCAGGAAACUGGGGAAGCCCUGAAGUUGGAUGAGAAGGUCCCUGUUUCUGACAAGCAGGGUCCACUGGAGGAUGCUCCACAGGCAGAUGAGAACAAGGAUAACAAAGAUGCCACUCCGAAUGAGGAAGAAAAGGAAGAGGAUAAGGAAAUGACUCUCGAAGAGUUUGAGAAAUUAAGGGAGGAGAAGAGGAAGGCACUUCUCUCUUUGAAGACUGAAGAGAGGAAGGUUGAAAUUGACAAGGAUCUGCAGUCUAUGCAACCACUUUCCAACAAGAAAGAAAAUGAUGAAGUUUUCAUCAAACUGGGAUCAGACAAGGAUGCUUUGAAGAAGAAAGAAAAUGCUGAACGCGAAGAGCGUGCUAAGAAGUCUGUGAGCAUCAAUGAGUUUCUAAAACCAGCUGAAGGAGAGAGGUUCUAUGGCAGCCGUGGUCGUGGCAGGGGCCGUGGGGAUCGUGGUGGUUUCAGAGGUGGAUAUGGCGAGGGCCAUCGCUACGCAGCCCCACCAGCUCCAUUGAUCAAAGACCAAUCCCAAUUCCCCUCCCUUGGUGGGAAAUGAAAUGCACGUACUGUUUUGAGUAUCAUGUUACGUUUGCUUUCAACUUCGAAUUUUGUCUAUCCGUAAUCACUGUGCCCGUGCUAAUCAAACAAAUAAUGUUGUUGCAUUCGGUCAGUCCCCGAUAUGUCGGUCGAAUUUGUAUAUCAGAGAUGCUUUUUUACGUUUCAGAAUUUUGUAGGCUGAUAUUGAACUCCCUUUCAUUACCAGC